AUGGCUUCACUUACAACGAAACCCAAGUUGGCUGUCAUCCUCGGUACAAUGACCUUUGGCUACCGAGGAAUGACAAUGCGUAUUAACAACUUGAAUACUGUCCAGAGUAUCUUGGAAGCAUUUAAAGCUCAGGGAUGGAAUGAACUUGACACCGCAAGAAUGUACUGUGAUGGUACAACUGAAGAGAUGUUAGGACAACUUGAAGCCCAAAACAAAGGAGGAUUCAAGCUAGCGACCAAAGGCAAGCCUAUCUUGCAGACUUACGAUCUUGUGUAUCCUAUGCAAGGAGGAGAGCAUCAGCCAGAAAAACUAAAAGAAUUAUUCAAAGAAUCGUUGACAGCUCUCAAAGUAAACAAAGUGGAUAUAUUUUACUUACAUGCACCGGAUCAUACUACUCCUAUUGAGUUAACGCUCGGAGCAGUGCAAGAGUUAUACCAAGCCGGGCAUUUCACUGAGUUCGGCUUAUCAAAUUAUAGUUCAUGGCAAGUAGCAGAUAUAUACCACAUAUGCAAGAGUAAGGGUUACGUGUUACCCACUGUCUACCAAGGAAUGUACAAUGCAAUAACUCGAGGAGUGGAAGCCGAACUUCUCCCGUGUCUACGAAAAUUCAACAUUCGCUUUUACGCAUACAAUCCCAUUGCAGGCGGACUUUUCAAAGAACAUUUCUCCUUUGAUGGUGAUGUUCCAAAAGGAAGUCGCUUUGAUCCCAACACUGUAGUAGGGAAAAUGUAUCGCUCAAGAUAUGUAACUCCAGCUCAUGCGAAAGCCGUUGCCAAUAUCCAACAAGCUACAGCUUCCCAUGGUUAUUCUGCCAUAGAAGCCGCGUUCAGGUGGAUUAGACAUCAUAGUAAAUUGGAUGCUGCUUUCGGAGAUGGGGUUAUAAUUGGAGGUUCGUCCUUGGAGCAUAUUGUCUCUGCCUGCCAGUUGCUUGAUAAAGAAGAACCUUUGGAAGAAGACGUUGUCGAAGCUUUGGAUGCUGGGUGGAAGACGGUUAUGGCUUCCUCCGUGCCCUAUUUCAGGUGA
Paraglomus brasilianum is the source of this 1023-nucleotide messenger RNA. Lineage: Eukaryota; Fungi; Glomeromycota; Glomeromycetes; Paraglomerales; Paraglomeraceae. The record is from the annotation of a GenBank genome assembly.